CCAAGUCAAAACUCAAAAGAGACAUUUAGGCUAGCAUCCAGAUCCAACAUCUGGAGUGGAGAGAAAAAAGCAUGCCUUCUUCCCUGUCCACGGGCUACACAGUCUCUUCUAAUGAGAACAACUUCAGCUCAGCAGGUAUCAAUAGAGCAGCCGAAGCUUUGAGUAGCCAGAAUGGGAGCAGCAGUACUUCUUUUGAGUCCAAAACCCCUCUGGACCAGCAAAAAGCUUUUGCACAAUCCGGAUAUCCCUCGGAGAUUGACCAACAGCAGAAGAUUGCUAGUCUUCCAUCGUAUCCACUUUUGGAUACUUUUUCAUUCUUGUGCAUAUUGAUGAUAUUUCCCCAUUGGUUUAGUACAAUAACAUUGAUACUCUACGUCUUUUUAGGUAACCCGGAGUUUUUGGAUUCUAUAUUAUCAUUCGUUCUGAAACAUAAAUUAAACCGAACACCUAACUCGUCAACUAAAUCAUCAUCGUUUUCCUUAGUAGGGAGACUCUCCUUGAUAUCAUUUGUACUAUAUCUCCUACUGGAUGCGAUAUUCAUGCUUUUCAUCUUUUACUUUUUUCCAGCUUUUGUGCCAUACAUUAUAUUGCUCUCAAAAUCAUUGAUAGCGAGUAAUUUGACCUCACUAAAAAAUAGAUACAUUUUGGAUGCAUUUGCAGCAUGCAUCCUGCUCUUAACAUUAGAAAAUACCAUAUUGUACACUAUCAAACACUUUGAAAUAUUUCGAGGUGACUCCAUGCUCUCUUUGACAUCAACACUUUCAUCAACAGACUUUUUAUAUCCUUUGUAUUAUAGACCUACAGCAAGUGUCACCAAAACUCUGUUAUUUCAUUUGACGUUCCAUAAAAUUCGUGAAAAUUCUUUGCUGAUGUUUCAAAUGGAAUACGCUCUACAAUUUUUGCAUUCAUCAUUAUCAUUAUACAUUAUAAUGCAUAAUUUCAAUCCAGUUUUGCGAAAAUUUUCUCUCAUAAACAAAGCAUAUACUUAUAUUGAGUCCUUUUCCUUGCAAGAACAGACAGAACAACUGGAGCCCAUCAGUCAACCUUCAGAUUUUGCGGCUCCUAAUAUUGCACUCCCAUCCAAUUUUUCAGCCUACAAUAAUGCUCAAAAACCAAAGUUUCAAAACAUAUUCCAAAUUCCAAAAACCAUCUCAGGUUCCAAUCUACCAACUUUAGACUCGGAUAGAAUCAUUGUUGAUGACUCUUCGAAGAAAGAAUCUUCUUUUUCAAAGGAUGAGGAUAUAUCAGAUGAUGAUAAUAGCACUGACACCGAUACGAACGAUGGUAGCGAGCCAAGUAAAAACAAAAUUCCAAUGUGGUUCCCAGAGGACCAUCAAGUUGUUAAUAUGAAUGACGUUUCAUCGCCAAGCUUUGUUGUCGCCCAAAAUUUUGAAAACUUUCGAAAGAUGAUAUGGAGCUCUUCUGCACACUUACUAACAUCUUCAUCGGUCUCAGAAAUGGGCCCUUCACCAGGAACCUCAGGAUCAACCUUCAUACCAACUCCCAAUAGUCCUAAUUUGUCUAGUACAUUGGCAUCAUCGUCUAACUCAAAUAGCAAUUCCAUGAAAUAUAAAAGCUCUAGUUUUCAUCUGAGCCAUCUGGUAAACUCUCAGCCCAAAAGAGUGGUUUCUAAGUCUAAAAGCUUUUUGCCCUCUGAGAAGAAAGCAAAAAUGAGUCAACUAAAGUACCAACAACGGUUAUGGUUGUUUUUGAAUGCAGCAAGGACGAUGUUUUCUAGACAGGAUUACUAUUCAGGAGACUACUACUCACAAAAUGCUGUGGUGACAACGGGAUAUGGUAUGGAUGAUUAUGCCAGAAAUGCCAAUUCGUCUUCUCAAUGCUUCAUUUGGUUUACUGGUGAAACUACUCUGGCAUUUGAACUUCAUAAUAUCAGCCUUGAACAACUGUUGAUUAAGGUCAAUGGAAUUAUAUGGGAGCAUGUAUCAUCUUGUGCAUUUUUUGGACGAGAACUAGUCAUAAUCAAUGGAUUGAGUCCUUUGAGUCAAUAUGAUAUUGAUUUUGUUAAGAUUACUUUGAAUGGUGAGUUAAUUCACUUGACAACCACAACCGUUUCUACAGUUUUUCAAAACAAAACUGUUACAGAAUCUAACGUGUCAUCUCCAUUGGCUACUCUCCAACGAUCUGUUGUUACUACACAAGAAGCAAUUGAAAGAGAAAAAGCAAGGUUGAAGAAGAUGAAAACUGAUUGGAGAAAAAAAUCCUCGCAAAUCAAAUCGGAGAUUGAAAACUUGAACAACCGUAGUAAUUUUUCAGAUGAGUCAAGAAACUAUAAAAAACUAGACAGCUUACGCCAGAUUGUGGCAAAGUCAGACAUAGAAGUUACCAGUCUAUCCAAAAAGUCAGAGGAAACACGCUUGUUACAAACGGAGAUUGAGGAAAAAUACCUUGACGCCAAAAGGUUGUACGAAACCGAAUUGCGUUCGUUCAAUAAGUUUGAAAACGAUAAUAAAAAUAGUAUCAUGGCUCUUGAGAAAGGUAUAAAGUCCCUACUGUCGGAAAAAAACCAGUUAUUGGUGAAGAAAGAAAAGGUUAUUUCUAAAAAACUACGCAUUCAUCACGAGGUAGAGCUACUUACAAAUGAGCUCAAAUCUCUGAAAAAGACCGAAAUCGCUUUGAGGGUUGAAAGGAGAAAGUUUAGGAGUAUUCAGCGUGAUGAGAAAUAUAAGCUCCUUAUCAAUGAUAUCAAGAAAAUCGAAAGGCAAUUGAGAGGUAAAACUUUCAAUACAUUUUGAUACUGGCUUCGACCUUUUGUCUAUAGAGGUGUAUAAUAUGCACAAUUUAAAUACUUAAUGAAUUAUAUAUACAAUGAAAUCGUAUUAGGUU
Pichia membranifaciens NRRL Y-2026 is the source of this 2844-nucleotide messenger RNA. RefSeq lists its product as hypothetical. Bases 72 to 2753 code for a protein of 893 amino acids. The transcript has a single exon. Lineage: Eukaryota; Fungi; Ascomycota; Pichiomycetes; Pichiales; Pichiaceae. The record is from RefSeq and is a predicted model, not a curated record.